Messenger RNA from Gordionus sp. m RMFG-2023, 1634 nucleotides. Its product is annotated as mitochondrial-processing peptidase subunit beta-like. NCBI's taxonomy places the organism in Eukaryota, Metazoa, Nematomorpha, Gordioida, Chordodea, Parachordodidae. The record is from RefSeq and is a predicted model, not a curated record. Bases 3 to 1433 code for a protein of 476 amino acids. Gene Ontology annotation, cellular component: mitochondrion. Gene Ontology annotation, molecular function: metal ion binding; metalloendopeptidase activity. The transcript is spliced from 14 exons.
AAAUGUUGAAAACUUUAAAUAUAGGACGUAAUAUGAAGAAGUGGGUGGUUAAACAAAAUCAAUGUUUUGCUAAAUCCGCAUCAACUAAGCCAAUUACCUAUGAGCAAACUAUUUAUAAUAUGCCUGAAACAAAGAUAUCUACUUUAAAAAAUGGUAUGAAAAUUGCUUCCGAAGAUUCUGGUCUACAAACGUGCACAGUUGGUGUUUGGAUUGAUGCUGGUAGCAGAUAUGAAAGUGAAGAAAAUAAUGGUACAGCACAUUUUUUAGAACACAUGGCAUUUAAAGGGACUAGUAAGAGAUCUCAGGUUGAUUUAGAAUUAGAAGUUGAAAAUAUGGGUGCUCAUUUAAAUGCUUACACAUCUCGAGAACAAACUGUAUACUAUGCAAAAUGUCUCUCAAAGGACAUAAACAAAGCAAUGGAUAUAUUAUCGGACAUUUUAUUGAACAGCAAGUUUGGUGAAGCUGAAAUUGAAAGAGAAAGAGGUGUCAUACUUAGAGAAAUGCAGGAAGUCGAAACAAAUUUACAAGAGGUUAUAUUUGACCAUCUACAUUCUUGUGCCUAUCAAGGAACUCCUUUAGGGAGAACAAUUUUAGGACCAACUGAAAAUAUAAGAACAAUAAACAGAAACCAUUUGGUCAAUUACAUUAAGGAUCAUUACAAAUCCACUAGAAUGGUAAUCGCUGCAGCUGGAGGUAUCAAUCAUGAUCAACUAGUGGAGAUUUCGGACAAAUAUUUUGGCCAAGUCACUAACAAAUAUAUUGAUUCUGAAAUUCCAUUGAUAAAACCUUGCAGAUACACUGGUAGUGAAGUUAGGGUAAGAGACGAUGACAUGCCUUUGGCUCACGUGGCUUUAGCUGUGGAAGGAGUUGGGUGGGAGGAUGCCGACAAUAUUCCGCUAAUGGUGGCCAACACUAUGGUUGGCAUGUGGGACAGAUCCUUCGGGGCCGGCCCCAACACCGGAAGCAAGCUCGCCUCCAUCGCGGCUCAAAGCGAUAAGGUGGUUCACUCCUUCCAAUCCUUCAACACCUGCUACAAAGACACGGGAUUGUGGGGCAUAUACUUUAUCUGCGACAAGCACGCCAUAGAUGACAUGGUGUUCAAUGUGCAGAACGAAUGGAUGAGGCUAUGUACGAGCGUUACCGAUUUCGAGGUUGAAAGAGCGAAGAAUUUAUUGAAAACUAACAUGCUACUCCAGCUAGAUGGAUCCACUCCCAUUUGCGAAGAUGUCGGAAGGCACAUGUUGUGUUACGGACGUCGAAUACCUUUCCACGAGCUGGAAGCCAGAAUUAAUGAAGUAGACGCGGACACGCUUAGACAGACCUGCAUGGAUUAUAUAUACGACAAGUGCCCAGUUGUCGCCGCCAUCGGUCCGAUAGAAAAUUUGUUGGAUUACAACAGAAUCCGAAGCGGGAUGUACUGGCUGAGAAUAUAAUCGCGCUAUAAACUACCAAUAUGAUCGAUCAUUCAUGUUUCCCACUAUAUUAUUUAUUUUUAUUGCAAGAAAAUUAAUACAUUUUUUAUAAAAAAAAAAUAUGGAAAUAUUGUUGCCAAAACUAAAAAAAAAUGUUAGUUCAAUAUUUAUGACUUGUCUUAACAAAUUAAACGUUUGCACAUUUUUAUAAUAAAAAGGCGU